UUGAAGACGCUCCCGCCCCGUCCAAAACCUCCCCCGGACUCCGAAAUCGAAGAAUCCUACCUCAAAGGCAGCGGCCCCGGCGGCCAAAAGAUUAAUAAAACCAAUUCCGCAGUCCAGCUCAAGCACAUCCCCACCGGCAUCGUCGUAAAGUCCCAAGCCACUCGAUCACGCAGCCAGAACCGCAAACAAGCUCGAGAGAUAUUGGCGCAGAAGGUGGAUGAAUUCUUCAAUGGCGACCAGAGCCGCUCUUCCAUAGUUGGGGCGAUAAAGAAGAAGAAAGCAGAUAGCGCGGCCAAGAAGAGUCGGCGAAAGUACAGGCGAUUGGAAGAGGGAGACGAAGAGGCCAACGCCGAAGUCGCCGCCACCCUCGAAGAUAGUCCGGACGAGAUUGCCGAACAAAGUAGUGACACAAGUAAAGAG
This is a messenger RNA of Trichoderma atroviride IMI 206040, 420 nucleotides long. RefSeq lists its product as uncharacterized. Gene Ontology annotation, molecular function: translation release factor activity. Gene Ontology annotation, cellular component: mitochondrion. Gene Ontology annotation, biological process: translational termination. The record is from RefSeq and is a predicted model, not a curated record. NCBI's taxonomy places the organism in Eukaryota, Fungi, Ascomycota, Sordariomycetes, Hypocreales, Hypocreaceae.